This is a messenger RNA of Prorocentrum cordatum, 384 nucleotides long. NCBI's taxonomy places the organism in Eukaryota, Dinophyceae, Prorocentrales, Prorocentraceae. The record is from the annotation of a GenBank genome assembly.
AUGGCGCUGCCAAUGAAGACCGCGAUGAAGACUGGCAGGAAGGCCGCGAUGAAGACCAGCAGGAAGGCCUCGAUGAAGAGGAAGAGCAUGAGCACUAUCGCCAAGGGCGUGCAGGCCAAGAGCCAAGUGUUGAAGGGUGCGAAGGUGAAGACUUCGGGGGGCCUCACGAAGGAUAGCCUCAUGAAGAACAAGCGCGGCAAGGUCGUUUCGAAGAAGAAGCACGCGGCGGGCAAGAAGCUGUUCGCCAGCGUGAAGAAAUGGGCCGAGUGCGUCGCCAAGGCGAGGGCUGCACUCGGCCUGAAGGGCUUCGUGGCCGUCAACGGCAAGAAGCCGGAGGGGAAGGCGCUUUACGUUAAGGCGAAGGCCCUGUACGCCCAGGCGUAA